UCGUUACAGGCGCAAUGCGGAGACACGGAUGUAAGGAGGAAUGGCGACGGUCGAGGGGAAGAGGAGGUUUGUGUAUGAAAACUGGAACGACCAUACAGCACCAGGAUUAUAGGUAGUGAAAAAAACACAGACCUACUCUGUCUUCCAGACUUCAGGCCAACUGCCAGUGGAGUCCGGCUGCCCAAAUGGAGUCUGGCGUGGCAGUGACCUCACCUCCUGCAUCGGUGGUUGCCCCUACACCCCCCAACCUUUGCUCAAAGCAGAGAGAGAGUAGCAAGAAGACUGCUACCAGCACCACCCCCUCCUUUCUGUCCAAUCUGGGCAAGCCCACUCUACGAGGGAUCAGGAAGUGUCCCCAGUGUGGCGUUUUCAACGGCACCCGUGGGCUCAGCUGCAAGAACAAGGCUUGUGGAAUUGUCUUCAGAGAUGGGGGGGCUGUGGGGGGAGGCAGAGGGGCCAAGAGAGGGGCGAUGGAGGUGGUGCGGGUGGUGAUUGACGGAGGAGGGGAAGAUGAAGAGAGAGAUGAAGGAAGAGGUGGUGAAUCCUCCGGUGGAGGUGCGCAGGUGUUCUCUGUCUGUCAGCGAGUGAGAGGGGUGGGAGCGGCUGCAACACAGCGGGGGUUCAUAGAGCUUGUCCCCACUGAUACGGCCAUUGCCACGAGUGAAGGGGCGACUCUGCUGACCCGGGUCAACAUGGGCCGCUGCUUCCUGCCCACCUGCCGCCAUGCCAACGGUCAAAGGUCAGGCCAGAGCCAGUCACAGCAGGCAGCUGUUCUGACCAACCCCCCCUCCAAGCCUGGCUUGUCUAACUCCGUCACUCCCUGUGUCCACGUGAAGCAGGCGAUGGAGUGCCAGGCGCAGGCCACCCCUCUCCCCCUGAAGAGCUCUAUCCUGGAGGGGCUUCAGGCCUCAGCCGAGGCCAGGGAAGAGCUCUGGAGGUUGGCUACUGAGUCCCCGGGACCCCUGGUUCAGCGGGUGAACAAAGAUACUCUGGUGGUGAAAUGUCACAGUGGACCAAGUCAUCCUCUGGGGCUGCUGCACCUAACUGUAGGCACGGGGGGGUCUGCUGCUGGGGGGAAGGGGAAGGGGAAGGUCAGAGAGGGGGCUGUGUUUCAGUGUUCCUGUCAGGGGGGUGUCAGAGGAGGUACGGCAGAGGGAAGAGUGGCCGUGGAAACCUCCCAGAAUGGGGAUGGGGAGGUGAGAGGGUCCUCAGGUGUUGUCUCCUCUGGUGUCUUACCUGACUCCACCUCUCGGCCUGAUGCUGAAGCUGGCCCUGCAGCUCCAUACCUCUGCCUCCACUUCUAUGCCUGUGUUUGCGCCUUCACCAGCGAUGAGAAACUGGCCUCAGAGUUCACAGGUUUCCUCAACUACAGCUCCAAUGGUAUACAACAGAAUGCUGACUGCACAGUCCUCUGUGGCUCCAGCCCACCUCAGCUGCCUGAACCAAUCACUGCUCACAAAACCAAGAGACUCCGUUUGGAAGAGCACCUCAUUGGGAGCAGCCAGCCUGUGGAUGAGAGCCUGGUGACCCUGGGCUUCCAGCAGUGGCUAGCCAGCGUUACAGAGAGGAUCCACCUGACCAUGCACUACCAGUUUGAUGGUAAGCCGGAGCCUCUGGUGUUCCACAUCCCCCAUGUGUUCUUCAACGCCCUGCAGUAUCGUCUGUCCCUGGGCUCCAAGAAGAGACGGCUGCCCAAUGCUACCUCAGCGUUUGUGAGGAAUGAUGAUCUGCACCAUGGCUCCUUCCCCAAGUACACCUGGCACAUCACCAACCUGAUGCAGGUGAAACGCAUCUUCGACACCUCAGAGCUGCCCCUGGAGUUGACCCAGAGUUUUGUGAAGAACAGUGAUGGUUCCUUCUCUCCGUUCCGCUGUCCCGAGCCUCUUCAUCCUGACCCCACUGAGGGCUACAGCCGGACGGACAGAUCCCAGGCCAUACGACCCCUGGAGCUACGCACCUUUCUCCAAGUCGGACUGUGUACAGCGGAUCAGAAGGAUCCCACACCCUUUGUGAUCGAGUGGAUCCCAGACAUCCUGCCUCGCUGUCGCGUCGGAGAGCUCCGCAUCCGCUUCCAGUAUGGUCACCAGCACGGAGGACAGACGGAAUACUGCGAUGGAACGCCGAGACGCACCGGAG
Salvelinus sp. IW2-2015 is the source of this 2136-nucleotide messenger RNA. Its product is annotated as linkage group 4q.1:29 C2orf42 homolog. NCBI's taxonomy places the organism in Eukaryota, Metazoa, Chordata, Actinopteri, Salmoniformes, Salmonidae. Gene Ontology annotation, cellular component: nucleus. The record is from RefSeq and is a predicted model, not a curated record.